AUGCCGCCUCAGAAAGACUCGAGGUUUGGAGGUCGCCAAAAUAAUGGGCGCCGCGCCAGAGCCUCACCCACCCCGCCUUUUUCCCCCAAGAUGGCCAGCUCCUCCCAGGAUAAGCGGAUGGUUGAUGUCAUAGGCUCUGAGGAGCCCGGCGUGUGGACUCAAGAUAGCCCUGGUGGGCAUGCUUCUCCUGCUCCCAUUUCAAGCAGUAUCACCGAAACAGCGGCUGAAGCAGAGUUGGCAAUGCCCAGUGCCCGGUGCCCAGGGACCAGCCCCCUGCCUUGCCCUGGACUCCCUGGUGCUGGUUCUUCUUCCUACCGAUCUAGAAUCUACAUUAGAGAGACACCGGGAGAUGGGCCAGCGAUCCAGAAGUCGCAGAUCCUGCGGAGAAUACCGCAGGUAUUGUACGGUACACACUGUAGAGUCAGUGUAAACUGGCAUGGAGAUCAAAAAGGGUGGCAGGAGAAGGCCCGUGUACUCAACCCUCCUUUUGAUUUCCUCCCCCUCCCCCAGCCUUCCCUGUUAUCCCAUCUAUACAUAUAUUCAGGGGGCCGAAGAGGCGAAAUGGAGCUGGACUCGAGCGGGAAAAUACCGUCAGAAUCUGUGCAGAUCUCGACUUGCCGUAUCUCUAAUAAUCUGCCGUCUGCGGUUGAUGGCGCGGCUCCGCCUGCAGAGGUGGGGAAGCCUGGGGGAAAAAAAGGAGGCGACGGGUUACCUGCGGAAAGGAUGAGUGGAUUGGACAGCGCAACGUUUGCCAGAGUAGGGAAGGAAACGAAGCUCCCAAGGAGAGAGGAGGGCCCUAAUCGCCGAAGUCGCUGGGGCCGCGUUAACAAUCCGCGACAAUACGUUGUUAUGAUGGCCCUCUGGCAAGUACAAGGGGACGAUAAUAUGGGGACAGUGCUGGGGGCAGUGUGUGUGGAGGAGAGCAUUCUAAGAAGUUGUUGUGCCCUAGUUAACCUUUCUGGUAUCACCCAGCUCCCGGCGUCUGACGACAUCGCCCCCUCUGAUCCCCAUGCCAUAUAUUUGCAUCUCCUCGCUGCUGGAACUCAGAUUUAA
Messenger RNA from Histoplasma capsulatum G186AR, 1053 nucleotides. RefSeq lists its product as uncharacterized. The transcript is spliced from 8 exons. Lineage: Eukaryota; Fungi; Ascomycota; Eurotiomycetes; Onygenales; Ajellomycetaceae. Bases 1 to 1053 code for a protein of 350 amino acids. The record is from RefSeq and is a predicted model, not a curated record.